Messenger RNA from Zalophus californianus (California sea lion), 1345 nucleotides. It is a transcript of the gene NUBP2, whose product is annotated as nucleotide binding protein 2. Gene Ontology annotation, biological process: iron-sulfur cluster assembly. Bases 118 to 933 code for a protein of 271 amino acids. The record is from RefSeq and is a predicted model, not a curated record. NCBI's taxonomy places the organism in Eukaryota, Metazoa, Chordata, Mammalia, Carnivora, Otariidae. Gene Ontology annotation, cellular component: cytosol. Gene Ontology annotation, molecular function: ATP-dependent FeS chaperone activity; ATP binding; 4 iron, 4 sulfur cluster binding. The transcript is spliced from 7 exons.
GAGAUGUGAUUGGCUGAGUGGAGCGCCGGUGGGCCUAUCAGAACGGCUAGGGGGAGAGCGCUGCGAGGGGCGAGGGGUUGGGGCAGAGGACGGAGGCUGUGCCGCGCCGCGGGAGGAAUGGAGGUGGCGGCGGAGCCUGGAAACCUGGCAGGUGUCCGGCACAUCAUCCUUGUCCUCUCAGGAAAGGGGGGGGUCGGGAAAAGCACCAUCUCCACGGAGCUGGCCUUGGCCCUGCGCCAUGCAGGCAAGAAGGUGGGGAUCCUCGACGUGGACCUGUGUGGCCCCAGCAUCCCCCGCAUGCUUCGGGCACAGGGCAGGGCCGUGCACCAGUGUGACAGUGGCUGGGUCCCCGUCUUUGUGGACCAGGAGCAGAGCAUCUCCCUCAUGUCCGUGGGCUUCCUGCUGGAGAGCCCGGAUGAGGCUGUGGUGUGGAGGGGCCCUAAGAAGAACGCGCUGAUAAAGCAGUUCGUGUCUGACGUGGCCUGGGGACAGCUGGACUACCUGGUUGUGGACACCCCACCAGGGACCUCUGACGAGCAUAUGGCCGCCGUGGAGGCGCUGCGCCCCUACAGCCCACUGGGGGCCCUCGUGGUCACCACGCCCCAGGCAGUGUCUGUGGGGGACGUGAGGCGGGAGCUGACCUUCUGUAGGAAGACAGGGCUGCAAGUGGUUGGGGUCGUGGAGAACAUGAGUGGUUUCGUCUGCCCACACUGCGCAGAGUGCACCAACGUCUUCUCCCGGGGAGGCGGGGAGGCGCUGGCCAGACUCGCCGGAGUCCCCUUCCUGGGCUCUGUGCCUCUGGAUCCUGAGCUCACGAGGAGCCUGGAGGAAGGUCGAGACUUCAUCAGGGACUUCCCUAAGAGUCCUGCCUUCCCCGCGCUCUCCUCCAUAGCCCAGAAGGUUCUGAGCAAGGCGCCUGCUCGGGUCUCCUAACCAAGGCGGCCCCCCUCUCGCGUCUCCUGGCCCCAUGCACACAGGCCUAAACAGGGGCUGUGGCCGUGCAGGCGUCUCCCUGCCCCUGGAGCCACGCCGAGAGUGGGUGGUUCUGCCCAGUGGGCCGGUGGCAGUCCCAGGGGAAGGUGUGGGGUCCCGGCAGCUGAACUCUCAGGUGACGGCACAUCCGCUCUUGUCACGGUGCUCACGUGCCCCCGACCCACGGCCGGGCUGCACCUGGCAGCCCAGGCUCCAUGUGGGGCACGAAGCCUGCGUGUCUGGAAAAUCCCUGGGGCGUCUGCCGUCCUUAGGGCCGCCCUGAGCAAAGCUGGUGACAGCGGGGAGCAUCUUGUGAAGUGUCAGACUUGUUAACAUCAGAAGAACCCCCUAUUAAACGUCCCCCUGCUGCAGC